Penicillium verhagenii is the source of this 1605-nucleotide messenger RNA. RefSeq lists its product as uncharacterized. Gene Ontology annotation, molecular function: carbohydrate:proton symporter activity. Gene Ontology annotation, cellular component: membrane. Bases 1 to 1605 code for a protein of 534 amino acids. The transcript is spliced from 5 exons. Lineage: Eukaryota; Fungi; Ascomycota; Eurotiomycetes; Eurotiales; Aspergillaceae. Gene Ontology annotation, biological process: transmembrane transport; carbohydrate transport. The record is from RefSeq and is a predicted model, not a curated record.
AUGUCUGCCGGUAGCUUCGACCAAAAGUCGGAGAUCGAGCCAAAGGCCGAAGCUCAACAGAUCGACGUCCUCCAUGCCGAGGUCUUGGGCAAUGCCGAUCUGCUGAAGGAUGCCUUCGAGGCUGAGAACCGAGAGCAUGAGAUGGGAGUCUGGGAGAAUGUCAAGGCUCACCCUUGGGCCUGUCUCUGGGCUUUCACCAUGUGCUUUACUAUCGUCAUGGAAUCUUUUGAUAUGUUUCUCAACACAAACUUCGUUGCACUCACCUACUUCAAGAACACUUACGGUGUCAUGACCGCCGAUGGCUCCCGUUCCAUUCCAACCAGAUGGCAAAGUGCCCUCUUCCAGUCUGGCCAGUGUGGUGCUUUUGUCGGUGUCUUCUUGGCCGGUCCCAUCACUAACCGUAUCGGCUACCGCUGGACAACCAUCGUGGCUCUGAUCUUGAUGAAUGCUACUAUUUUCAUUUCCUUCUUUGCCAACUCUCUCGAGGUCAUGGUCAUUGGCCAGGCAUUUGAAGGUAUCCCCUGGGGCAUGUUCAUUGCCAACUCCCCCGCCUAUGCCAGUGAGAUUGUCCCUCUCGGUCUUCGUGGUGCCUGUACAGCCACCCUGCAAAUGAGUUGGUCUAUUGGAUCAAUCAUCGUCGCCGCCGCCACUUUGGGUUUCAACAGCCGCAAUGAUCAAUGGUCCUGGCGCUUACCCACUGCCCUGCAAUGGAUCUUCCCUACUCCCCUCCUCAUUAUCCUCUUCUUCGCCCCCGAAUCCCCAUGGUGGCUUAUUCGCCGUGGGCGCAAAGAGCAGGCCCUCAAAUCUAUUGUUCGCCUUGGAAGUAAACCCGAGGAUGCGGAAAAGAAGCUUGCCAUGAUGGAACGAACGGUUGAGAUUGAGGCACAGAUCGGUGGUUCUCCUACUCUCCUCGACCUGCUCAAGGGUACCGAUUUGCGCCGAACAAUCAUCACUUGCUUGAUGUACGCUUCCCAGAACUUUGCUGGUAACCUGAUUGCCAACCAGGCGACAUACUUCUUCGAGCAGGCCGGAAUCGCAACAACCAUGGCUUUCAAGCUCAACUUGAUCAACUCGUGUCUUCAGCUCGUUGCCAACGCCUUGUCUUGGGUCCUGACAUCUUGGUUUGGUCGUCGAACCAUCUAUCUCUGGGGCACAGCCAUCAAUAUUACUCUCCUCUUCAUUCUCGGAAUUGUUGCCUCCGUCCCAACCACGCACGGAACCAACUACGCGCAGGCCUGUCUUGGUGUCGUUAUCUCCUUCGUGUUCGCCGGUGCCAUGGGUCCCAUCUCAUACACCAUCAUUUCCGAGACCUCCUCCGUCCGCCUCCGUGCUCUUAGCACCGCCGUUGGUCGUGCUGCCUACUACGUUGCCGAGAUCCCCAUGAUCUACUUGGCCUCACAGAUGCUCAACACCACCGGAUGGAACCUUGCUGGUAAGUGUGGUUACGUUUGGGGAGGUACCGCUUGUGUCUGCUGGGUCAUGGCCUACUUCUUCCUUCCCGAGUUGAAGCACCGUUCUUACCGUGAGAGCGAUAUUCUGUUCAACCGUAAGAUCUCAGCCCGCAAGUUCAAGUCCACCGUCAUCGACGUCCAGGACAAUGAGUAA